AUGAGGCCAAUGCAGUUGACUAUCGGCAGUAACAUCACAUCUAAACAGAACCUGAGUCUCCAGCUCAAAGGCCAGACAGUGUCAUUUCAGGACUCGUUCUGCCGACAUCACUUUUCACAACUUGACCAACUGGAGGUUCUGGAAAUGUACCACUGCAGGAUUUACUCUUUAGAGGGGAGUUUAACUAAAGACUUGAAAUCUUUGAAAAGAGUGUAUUUGCUUAUAGAGAACAUUUAUAAUGUAUUCUAUAGCUUUACUGAACCUCUCUCUAGCCUUAAGCAUUUGACGUUUAAUAAUUUACAGAUGUUUUGCAGUUGUGACAAUGCUUGGCUCAUUACAUGGGCAAAGGGGUGCAGGCAGGUUGAAGUGAUCAUGCUUGGUCCGUAUGCUAAAACCGGUAUGUAUGCUUUGGAGGACUUGAUAUGCUUGUCGGACAAUGGAAUAGACACACCUAAUUUUGUCAAGUACACAGAAGCCAACUGCACAACAGAGGUUGGCUUUGUGCUCUUUGUUGCGACUGGCCUGGGAGUCCUGUUCUUCAUGCUGGUGGUGUUGGUCCAUAACCUGGCCGGCCCCUACCUCCUCCCCCUCUACCACAUCACCCUUGGCUGGCUGUUAGAAGCCAUGCGAUCCAACACCAGGGGGCGCUACCACUACGAUGUGUUUGUCUCCUAUAGCGGGAAGGACGAGCGCUGGGUGGUGGAGGAGCUGCUACCUAAUCUGGAGCAGAGGGGGCCUCCUUUCCUGCGCCUCUGUCUGCACAGCAGGGACUUCCAGCUGGGGAAGGACAUUGUGGAGAACAUCACAGACAGCCUCUACCGGAGCCGCCACACCCUCUGCCUAGUCAGCCGCCACUACCUACGCAGUAACUGGUGCUCUCUGGAGAUGAAGCUGGCCACCUACAGGCUGCAGGUGGAGCAAAGGGACAUCCUCCUCCUGGUCUUCCUAGAGAAGAUCCCCCCUCGCCGGCUGUCUGCCCACCACAGGCUGGCUCGCCUGCUGAAAACCAGAACUUAUCUGGACUGGCCCCAGGACCCUAAUCAGCACCAGGCAUUCUGGGACAGACUGUGGGCUAAACUGAAACCUCAGACUGAGCAUGAGAUCAGAGGUUGAUGUUGAACCUUGUGGACUGAAGAUAGACAUCAGCGGUUGAUGUAGAACCCUGUGGACUGAAAAGUGACAUCAGAGGUUGAUGUAGAACCUUGUGGACUGAAGCAUGAGAUCAGAGGUUGAUGUAGAACCUUGUGGACUGAAGCAUGAGAUCAGAGGUUGAUGUUGAACCUUGUGUAUAGAAAUCAGAUGUUGAUGUUGAACCUUGUGUUAUUGCAGAUGCAAUGUUGACACAUAUAUUGAGCUGUUGAAUUUGUUGUUAAAAGUCCUCCAUACAAAAUGUC
Oncorhynchus kisutch (coho salmon) is the source of this 1394-nucleotide messenger RNA. Its product is annotated as toll-like receptor 13. Lineage: Eukaryota; Metazoa; Chordata; Actinopteri; Salmoniformes; Salmonidae. The record is from RefSeq and is a predicted model, not a curated record. The coding region runs from base 1 to 1113 and encodes 370 amino acids. Gene Ontology annotation, cellular component: plasma membrane. Gene Ontology annotation, biological process: inflammatory response; toll-like receptor signaling pathway. The transcript has 2 exons. Gene Ontology annotation, molecular function: signaling receptor activity.